This is a messenger RNA of Propithecus coquereli (Coquerel's sifaka), 2134 nucleotides long. RefSeq names its product aquaporin 9 (gene AQP9). Gene Ontology annotation, cellular component: plasma membrane; basolateral plasma membrane. The record is from RefSeq and is a predicted model, not a curated record. The transcript is spliced from 6 exons. Gene Ontology annotation, biological process: glycerol transmembrane transport; water transport. Gene Ontology annotation, molecular function: water channel activity; glycerol channel activity; urea transmembrane transporter activity. The coding region runs from base 314 to 1150 and encodes 278 amino acids. Lineage: Eukaryota; Metazoa; Chordata; Mammalia; Primates; Indriidae.
AACAGAGAAAAAAAUACCUUGAGAAUAAAGGUAAUGAUUAAUCUGUCAGGCACAAAAAGGAUCGUUUUGGGGAUUUCAGGUUCUAACUUGCGAAUUCCAACAAAUAGCAGGGAACAGAGAACGAUGGUUCCACCAGGAGAGGAUUAAGUCACAGCCUCUAAUUGGCACAGCAUUCGUACAGUCGGAGAACCUCACCAGACAUCUCCAGGAAUCCGUGAGCACUUGUCAAAACUUCCAUUUUUUCGUGCGUGUGAAGCUGGGGACCAGAACAGGCAGGUGUUAGCCGAAACAGUCGUCAUCUGAGAAGCCCACAAUGCAGCCUGAGAAAGGAGAGAAGGGGAAAAGCUUGAAGCAGAGACUGGCCUUGAAGAGGAACUUAGCAAAAGAAACACUGGCCGAGUUCUUGGGCACGUACAUCAUGGUUGUCCUUGGAUGUGGCUCUGUUGCCCAAGCUAUCCUCAGUCGAGGUCUUUUUGGAGGAGUUGUCACUAUCAAUGUUGGAUUUGCAAUGGCAGUUGUAAUGGCCAUUUAUGUGACUGCAGGUGUCUCCGGUGGCCACAUCAACCCAGCUGUGUCUUUUGCAAUGUGUGUCUUUGGACGGAUGAAGUGGUUCAAAUUGCCCUUUUAUGUGGGAGGCCAGUUCUUGGGAGCCUUUGUGGGGGCUGCAACCCUCUUCGGUAUUUACUAUGAUGGACUUAUGUCCUUUGCUGGUGGAAAAUUGCUCAUCGUGGGAGAAAAUGCAACGGCGCACAUUUUUGCAACAUACCCAGCUCCGUAUCUAUCUAUGGUGAAUGCAUUUGCAGACCAAGUAGUGGCCACCAUGUUCCUCCUCAUAAUCGUCUUUGCUGUUUUUGACUCCAGAAACAUGGGAGUCCCCAAAAGCCUACAGCCUAUUGUCAUUGGCCUCCUGAUUGUUGUCAUUGCUUCCUCUUUGGGACUGAACAGUGGCUGUGCCAUGAACCCAGCUCGAGACCUGAGUCCCAGACUUUUCACAGCCUUGGCAGGAUGGGGGUUUGAGGUCUUCACCCGCAGAGGCCCGGCCCCAUCCACUCACGGCAGCUGUGGGAAAGGAACUCAUUUUGGUGCAUCAGGAAGCAGAGCUCCACCACAGAGAAGGGGAAGUAGGAGAACACAUGUGAGCAAAUUCUAGUUUAAUGUGUGCUGCAAGAACAAAGGACUUGAGUGUUCCCAAAUGCUGAGCUAUACAUAUAGUAACAUUCAUGUUAUGACUUUAUUUAAACGAGAGUUCAGGUUGCCUGUCAGCAGUGUGGAAGACAAGCGCUUAAAAUGACUGAUACCAUUCAGAUCACCACCGCGGACAUCACUGAAAGCCGUGGCGUGAGAGUCAGGAGGACCUUGACCGAUUUUUCCUGCUGUACUCGCAGUGCCCAGAACAGGCCUGGCUCACAGGAGGGCUCAAUAAGAAGUACUGAAUAGAAGAAUGAAUACAUGCCACGUGCCAGGCACACCCUAGCAGUUGAAGGAUACAAAGGCAAUCAAGCAACAUUCUCUGUCCUCAACAAAUACACAACGCAAUACGUUUUCUAGAGCAGUGGUUCUCAACCAGAAGUGGGCAGUUGUGUCCCAGGGACAUUUGGCGAUGCAUGGAGACAUUUUUGGUUGUCACAACGUGAGGUGGGGAGAGGGGAUGCUACUGGCAUCUAGUGGACAGGGGUGACAGACACCUUUCUGCAGGACAGACACCUGCAACAAGGAAUUAUUCAGCCCAACAUGUUAAUAGUGUUGUGGUUGAGAAACUCUGUUCUAAAGUAAUCACAACUAGAACAGGAAAAGGUCCUCAAUUAAAAAGGAUCUCUUGUAUCUUCCAACAGAGCGUCAAAAACGUAUGUCCUAAAGAUCUCUUUAUUCCCAGGGCCCAGAGUUAGCCCAGGAGUUUCCCUCAUCCACCUUCCAGAGCCUUGAGACCACACUCCUCCUCCACUCCCCUUAAGCCCUCCUUGGUGAUUCAUCCAAAGCUCCAAGAGCCAUGGUGCUUCCAAAACAGACAGAGCUCUUGCCUGGUCUCUCUUUGCUUUGAGUAUGUGUUAGAAGCACCCAUGCGUGGGAGAAUGUGGGGAUCACCCAACAUCACUCGUCCCUUAUUAGCAUCAGGACCUUUUCCCUUCGUGCAGUC